AUGGAAGUAUUCAUGUUAUAUCUUCCAGUGCAAACAGAACCCAACAAACGGUCUACAAUAAACAGACAAGCAGAAGACAACAAAAGGUCUACAACAAACAGACAAGCAGAAGACAACAAACGGUCUACAACAAACAGACAAGCAGAAGACAACAAACAGUCUACAAUAAACAGACAAGCAGAAAACAACAAACGGUCUACAACAAACAGACAAGCAGAAGACAACAAACGGUUUACAACAAACAGACAAGCAGAAGACAAACGGUCUACAACAAACAGACAAGCAGAAGACAACAAACGGUCUACAACAAACAGACACGCAGAAGACAACAAACAGACAUGCAGAAGACAACAAAAGGUCUACAACAAACAGACAAGCAGAAGACAUCAAACGGUCUACAACAAACAGACAAGCAGAAGACAACAAACGGUCUACAACAAACAGACAAGCAGAAGACAACAAACAGACAAGCAGAAGACACCAAACAGACAAGCAGAAGACAACAAACAGACAAACAGAAGACAACAAACAGACAAACAGAAGAUAACAAACAAACCUACAGAAGUCAACAAACAGAUAAGCAGAAGACAACAAACGGUCUACAAAAAACAGACAAACAGAAGACAACAAACAGACAAACAGAAGAUAACAAACAAACCUACAGAAGUCAAUAAACAGAUAAGCAGAAGACAACAAACGGUCUACAAAAAACAGACAAACAGAAGACAACAAACGGUCUACAACAACCAGACAAGCAGAAGACAACAAACGGUCUACAACAAACAGACAAGCAGAAGACAACAAACGGUCUACAACAAACAGACAAGCAGAAGACAACAAACGGUCUACAACAAACAGACAAGCAGAAGACAACAAACGGUCUACAAUAAACAGACAAGCAGAAGACAACAAACAGACAUGCAGAAGACAACAAAAGGUCUGCAACAAACAGACAAGCAGAAGACAACAAACGGUCUACAACAAACAGACAAGCAGAAGACAACACACGGUCUACAACAAACAGACAAGCAGAAGACAACAAACGGUCUACAACAAACAGACAAGCAGAAGACAACAAACGGUCUACAACAAACAGACAAGCAGAAGACAACAAACGGUCUACAACAAACAGACAAGCAGAAGACAACAAACGGUCUACAACAAACAGACAAGCAGAAAACAACAAACGGUCUACAAUAA
Messenger RNA from Mytilus trossulus (common blue mussel), 1200 nucleotides. RefSeq names its product splicing regulatory glutamine/lysine-rich protein 1-like. The record is from RefSeq and is a predicted model, not a curated record. The coding region runs from base 1 to 1200 and encodes 399 amino acids. The transcript is spliced from 2 exons. Lineage: Eukaryota; Metazoa; Mollusca; Bivalvia; Mytilida; Mytilidae.